AUGGCAGAAAAUCCAAAAACUUCAACAUUUGAAGAGGAGGCAGACAAUGAUGACAGCAGCCUCUCCUCAUCAGAUGAUUUGAAAUGUGUAAAGUUAUCUUUACCUAAAAAUAUAGCUGCAUAUGUCGAUAAAAGAGAGUUGCAAAGAGAUGUUAAUCCUAUAACAUGCGACAACGACUUGGUAGAGAAAGUUAUGAACAAUUAUGUUAUAGUUAAACGAAUAUUAAGAGUUUUGUCGUGGCAGGAAAAAAUGAUAUGCAAGCAUGUAUGUUCGUUGUGGCAUUCUGCUGUAUUAGCACUACUGAGAGAGCAACAGGGGCCUGCUGAUUGCGUCAUAGCACUACAACAUGCCUCAUCAAAAAGUAUCAUGAAGUUCAAGCAAUCUGGAAUUUUAUACAAUGAGCCGUUAGCAGUUUUAACCUUUGCAAAUGAAAUGGGCUUUAAUAUGUCACACAAAUGUAGGUCAAUUUCACCAUAUCCAUGCAGCCCACCAUGCUCUUAUGAACACACUAUGGUGGAUGUAUUGCAAAACAAUGUGAGUGCACCCAAAAACUGUAUGCUGGCUGUGAGGAGUAACUGUAUCUCAUUCAUGUCACUUCCGUCAUCGCCAACUUAUGAGUUUAAGAUUACACAGAAAAUGUUCUUGCGUCCAAAUCCAUUCAUUAGUUGUCUUUAUAUACCUAUGAUGCCAGAUGUUGAAUUUAAAGUCAUUAGUAUCAGAAAUGUGGAAGAAAUGCAAAAGAAAUUCUAUGAUGUUAUUGAUGAACUGGAAAAAAAAUACAUAUUUAAAACUGUUUUGGCUUACGUCACUGAGGCUUUCCUGUUCCAUUCAGUGGAAGAGGUUGUCUUCUUGAAUUAUUUGAAAAAAGUACAACCUGAUAUCCCGUAUGCACUUGGUGGUUGUAUUGUCGAAGAUGUAAUAUAUGAUACAAAAAGCAUAGCUGACAUUGUGAAGAGUAAUAAUGAGAAUGUUGAAUUUGUAAGUGGAAGCUUAGUAAAUGUUGGAUUAUUCCUUGUUCCCAAAGAUUCAAACAGAAGUAAUUUUGAUUCAUUUUCACUUAUUUUGAACUCCUCUGAAUGGGCUAAAGCAAGGAUACAAAAAUCUAUAAAUGAGGUAUGUAUUCAAUGUCUAAUUAUAGUAAAAGAUACAGAAGAGCUGUACAAAUGUUCAUUGUGUAAUGAUGAUUUAAUAAAUUUACAGUUUGCAAAUAUGGUACCACAAUUUGAGCAUAGCAUUGCACUAAAAUUGUCCUGUGUUGGUCGUGAUCAAAAGCAUGAAAUUGAACUCAAAUAUUUCCGAGCCGCAUUUCCUCAUACACGGAUAAUUGGUUGUUAUGGCAAUGGAGAAUUGGGCCUAAAUCAUCCUGAGAGAUCAAAUACUGAUACUGGUGCCAAGCGAUACCGAUAUGAUCCAGGAGAACAAUUUGGAAUCAUGUACUCUUACUCUACAGUUUUUGUGUACAUUGGAUGGGGAAAACUACUAUCAACAUCGGACACUUAAAAGAAAAAUUUGAAAACACAUAAUAUUACAUAUUUUUGCUUAAUUUUCAGGAUACAGAUAAAAUUUUUGUGGCAUAGAUAGUAAAAACCAUGCCUAAUUAAAAUCAUUUAAAUUAGUCUGCAUACUAAAGACUACUUCUAAUAGUGUUUUGCAUAGUGUUUAAAAUUAAGCAUUUAAAAAUGUUUAAGUGUUGAAAAAAAUAAGAAUAAUCAGGAAUUUAAAAAAAUGCUUCUUGUUUUUGCUUCCAAAUGAUGAUGGAUUCAAUUAGUGGUGAUAUUCAAUCAAUGGAAAAUUAUGGCUGAACAAAUUAACAAACAAAAAAAUAAUUAUGAAAUACAUAAUUACGUCACUUAGUUUAUGGGAAUACAUAAAUGAUAACAAUUAUGUUGUUAUUACUAUGUCAGAACAGUAAAAUUUCAAUAAUGUGUUGAAAGAAAAUUCAAUAUUAGUUGGUUCUGUCAUAAUUUUUAAUAAUAGGUAAUUUGGUGACUAUACAUAUUAUAUUUUAUCAGUGUCUAUGUGGAAUUACACACAUACAUGUUAUACUAUUUUAUAUAAUAGUAAGCUUAUAAGAAAUCUCAAUUUGAUUAAAUGAAUAAUAAUAUUAUUAUAUGAUAAUUUUAAGAUGUAUUGGAAACGAAAAUGUUUUACCAUAAUUUAAUAAACAUCUAAGUGUAGAA
Messenger RNA from Bombyx mori (domestic silkworm), 2180 nucleotides. RefSeq lists its product as uncharacterized. The transcript is spliced from 3 exons. The record is from RefSeq and is a predicted model, not a curated record. Lineage: Eukaryota; Metazoa; Arthropoda; Insecta; Lepidoptera; Bombycidae. Bases 1 to 1500 code for a protein of 499 amino acids.